AUGGCUGUUUCUUUGCCCAUGGAGUCAAAUCCUGAAACUAUGAACAAAUAUCUUCAGAAGCUUGGCGUUUCUAACAAGUGGCGUAUGGUUGAUGUUAUGGGUUUAGAAGGUGAUCCAUUGAAAUGGGUGCCACGGCCAGUUCUCGCUGUUAUUCUAUUAUUUCCGCUUUCUGAGCAUUAUGAAAGACAUCGCUCUCAGCAGGAGAACGAGCUACAAGUUGAAUCUCAGCAACCUCCUAAGGACGUGUUCCAUUUAAAACAAGUGCUUAGUAAUGUGUGUGGGACAAUCGCUCUGGUGCAUAGUGUCGCUAAUAAUACUAAUACCAUAGAUUUAGAGGAUGGCCUUUUAAAAGAAUACUUAAAGUCCGCUUCGGGCUUGGACGCAGCGGCUAAAGGCGCUCUUUUGGAGAACUCAACAAAUAUUUUAAGAGCAUAUGAGGAAGUUUUAAACUCGCCGAACAAUCCUGCUAAUGAAGACAACGAACCCGUGAACAAUCAUUUUAUAACAUUUAUCCAUAAGAAUGGUAAUCUGUAUGAGUUGGAUGGUCGUAAGUCAAUACCUAUUAACCACGGUCCAACGACCCCGGAGACUCUGUUAGAGGACUCUGCCAAAAUUUGCCUGGAAUUCAUAGCUCGCGAGCCAGAUAAUAUAGGUUUUAAUGUCGUUGCUCUCGUUCCAGCUCAAUAA
Molecule: messenger RNA, 687 nt
Organism: Danaus chrysippus (African queen)
Lineage: Eukaryota; Metazoa; Arthropoda; Insecta; Lepidoptera; Nymphalidae
Source: the annotation of a GenBank genome assembly